AUGUCGACCCCGUUCAAAGAAUCCCUCGACCGCGAGGAUGCCCCGUUCCUGGCUGCUGCGGCUGCUGCUGCUGCUGCCGACGUCGCCUCCGAUUCCAACGUUCACCGGACCAACGCAGCCCACAAGCACAAUGAAGAUGGGGAUGAGGGUAUGGACCCACUCCACCACCACGACGACGAAGAAGAGGAUGAGGACGUCAAACUGCUCAACAAGAAAAUCCGCUUUCGACUCAUGGUGACCUUGUUUGCCAUGAUCCUCGCCGUCGAGGUCGGCAUCUGCAUGUCCAACGGGCCCGUCACCCGCAUCUUCGAGUCGAUCGCCUGUCGCGAGUACUAUGCGCAGUACGAUCCCACGCAAAUCGGCGCCAACGGGCAGGUCGACGAGGAUCUGUGCAAGAUCAAGGAGGUCCAGCAGGAUCUGGCCGCCGUGAAGGGGUAUAUGGAGUUCUUCGAUGGGACUUUGAGUGCUAUCUUGGCAAUCCCCUAUGGUCUGAUGGCAGACCGAUUAGGCCGGAAAUCCACCAUCUGUUUGAGCAUUCCAGGCUUCGUUCUCAAUUGCCUCAUGCAGCUGGCUGUGAUGUGGUUCCCGGAUACUUUCCCCCUGCGAACCGUGUGGGCGUCGUCGUUGGCCUGGCUGCUGGGCGGGGGACCGGUCGUCGCGUUUGCGAUUAUCUGGACGAUGAUGUCGGAUGUCUCGACUGAGGAAGAACGCGCGGCCAGCUCGUGGCUGAUGGCCCUCGAUCCGUGGUUGCCGCUACUGCUGGGAUGGGCACUCGCUAUUAUUGGGAUGUUCUUCGCCUUGUCGUUACCAGAGACGAUGGGCGCUUCCCCAGGGCGUGGUUCGAAGAAGUCGAAUAACCUGGAACUCGGACAGAUUUUCUCCAGCCACGCCGAGUAUAAAUCCGUCCCGAGCAAAGAGCAGGAGCAGGAGGUAUCCAGUGAUGACGAGGACUCUGCUCCUGGGGAGUCGCAUGUCGAUGAGAAGAACGGCGCAGCCACCGCUACCGCUACCAGACGAACCGUCUUCGCCGCGGUGAAACGCCGAGUCCAGGCCUAUUUCGCGCCCUAUGCCUUCAUCGUCCAAAACCGCCAGAUCAUGCUCCUCCUGACGGCGUUCCUUGUCUACCGACUCAGCCGCGGCUCGUCCUGGUUCCUGGUGCAGUACAUCUCCACCCGCUUCAAGUGGACCCUGGCAGAAGCCAACUUCCUCAUGUCCUUCAAGCCGGCCCUGACCAUCCCGCUGUUCCUCUUCGUGCUCCCCGCCAUCUCGCGACGCCUGCUCAAGUCCAUGAAGCCCACGCAGAAGGACCUGACCCUGAUGCGUAUUAGCAUCGUGUUCUUGGCGGUCGGGACCCUGGGGAUCGGGCUCUCGAGCCACGUGUACAUGCUGAUUCCGAGCCUGCUGCUGCAGACCUCCGGGUCCGGGUUCGUCUUCCUGACGCGAUCGCUGAUCACGACGCUGGUGAGACGGGAGGAGACGGCGCGGCUGUUCACGAUCAUCGAGGUCCUGCAGUCGAUGGGCAACGUUAUUGCCAGUCUGUCGAUCACGACCGUGUUUCAAAUCGGGCUGGAGCUGGGAGGGCCGUGGAUUGGCCUGGCGUGGAUGAUGACUGCCACGGCAUUCAUGAUGACAAGGCACACUGCUGGUAAUGUGCUAGCACAUGGCCAAAUCGGCGAUCACACAACCUCCUCCAUCACCCACCACGCACCACCCUCCCUCCUCCUACUGAACCAUGGAGAAAUUCACUCAAUUCCGAGAUCGAGGUCAGCAUUCCGUACCUGUCUCGGCUCGGGCAUCGCACCCUUCCUCCCCAUCCCUCCGCAGCCCAUCAGCUACCUCCAAAUCCCCGUCCGCAUUGUCCUGUUCUGGAUCCGACUGCCGCUCUUUGUGUUCGCCUGCCUGAGUUACUUCCUGGUGCUACAAUGGCUUCCGAUCGGAUCGCUGGGCAAGAAGGCCUCCCUCUGGUGCAUCCUGGGGAUACCUAGUAUAUGGUGGAUUGAUCUGCAGGUCGACGGCGUGCGAAAAGGAUCCCUGCACCGACAAGACCAGACCCGCCUCCCCGGCCCGCGCUCCAUCAUCGCCUCCUCCUUCACCUCCCCGAUCGACCCGCUGUACCUGGCCGCGAUCUUCGACCCGAUCUUCACCGCAUGCUACCCCAACACCUCGGAAGUCGAGCAGAUCUCGCUCUUUCAAGCGAUCCUGCGCGCCUUCGGCGCCCCGCAGCCCACCGCACCUGCGGCCCGCAAGCUCACCACCCUCGACGCCCUCCUCCGCAAGUACCCCGGCCGCGCCCUCGUCACUUUCCCGGAGUGCACGACCACCAACGGCCGUGCCAUCCUGCCCCUCAGCCCGGCGCUGCUCGCCGUCCCGCCCGCCACCAAGAUCUACCCCAUCAGUCUCCGCUACACCCCCGUCGACGUCGUCACCCCGCUGCCCGGCAGCUACCUCAGUUUCCUGUGGAACCUGCUGAGCAAACCCACGCACUGCAUCCGCGUCCGCAUCGCUGGCGGCGUGACCCCCACAGCAACAACAACAACAACAGCCUCCGCUGCAUCGACCGGCUCGUCGACCCGCCGCACCAACUACGACACCAACUACCUCGACACCCUGGACGCCUCGACCCGCAGCGCCUCCUCCUCCCCGGAGGCGACGGCUGUCUCCGACGCGGCGCUCCUCGACCACGUCGCCGACUCCCUGGCGCGGUUGGGCCGCGUCAAGCGGGUCGGGCUGGGCGUGAAGGAGAAGGUGGAUUUCGUCCGCGUGUGGACGCGGGGCAGGUGGGUGUGGUAG
Aspergillus uvarum CBS 121591 is the source of this 2790-nucleotide messenger RNA. Its product is annotated as MFS general substrate transporter. Gene Ontology annotation, cellular component: membrane. Gene Ontology annotation, biological process: transmembrane transport. Gene Ontology annotation, molecular function: transmembrane transporter activity; acyltransferase activity. The record is from RefSeq and is a predicted model, not a curated record. NCBI's taxonomy places the organism in Eukaryota, Fungi, Ascomycota, Eurotiomycetes, Eurotiales, Aspergillaceae. The transcript is spliced from 6 exons. The coding region runs from base 1 to 2790 and encodes 929 amino acids.